This is a messenger RNA of Tinamus guttatus (white-throated tinamou), 1213 nucleotides long. NCBI's taxonomy places the organism in Eukaryota, Metazoa, Chordata, Aves, Tinamiformes, Tinamidae. The record is from RefSeq and is a predicted model, not a curated record.
UUUGGGACUACACUACAGGCCGAGUGGGACCACCUUUGGUCUGCUGUGAAAUCCAAUUAAUGAAUUGGGAGGAAGGUGGAUAUUACAACACUGAUAAACCAUAUCCUAGAGGUGAGAUUCUUAUUGGAGGGCAAAAUGUGACUGUGGGCUACUACAAAGAUGAAGAAAGAACCAAAAAAGAUUACUUUGUUGAUGAGAAUGGGCAGAGGUGGCUCCAUACUGGAGAUAUUGGAGAAUUUCAUCAAGAUGGAUGUCUAAAAAUUAUUGAUCGUAAGAAAGACCUUGUAAAACUCCAGGCAGGAGAAUAUGUUUCCCUUGGCAAAGUAGAAGCAGCUUUGAAGAAUCUUCCACUGGUAGAUAAUAUUUGUGCAUAUGCAAGCAGUUUCCAUUCUUAUGUCAUUGGAUUUGUUGUGCCAAAUCAAAAGGAGCUUGCAGAACUAGCUCGAAAGAAAGGAUUUAAAGGAACUUGGGAAGAGAUCUGUAACAGCCCUGAGAUGGAAAAAGAGGUACUGAAGGUGCUAGCUGAGGCUGCCAUGGCAGCUAACCUGGAGAAGUUUGAAAUACCAGUUAAAAUUCGUUUGAGCCCUGAUCCUUGGACCCCAGAGACUGGUCUAGUGACAGAUGCAUUCAAACUAAAACGCAAAGAGCUUACAGCGUACUACCGAGCGGACAUUGAUCGAAUGUAUGGAAAAAAUGUAAAAUAAUUCUUUUUCUGCACCACUUUGCUACAGUGAGCUUGGAUCAAAUAGGAAAUACUUGAAUCAUCUGUCUCAACACUUGAGAUCAACACAGAAAACCGCCAUUCCUCAUUUGCAGCUUAAACUGUUGUUUCUGAUAACACCACCAUUAUGACUGACAAGUUUAGUAAAACGUUACGGCAGCAAACUCGUGUCUGUCUCCUUUUUUUUUCUUCCCAGUUUUCUCUGCUAUCUUGUCAGUCUGUGGGUCUUUCCUAAGUCUUUUUGGGAAGCUAUGAUUUUGAAGCCUCAAGUUUUUAAAAGUUUAUAAAUCCUGUAUAAUGUUUUGUUUGUAUCUUCAAAGUUUGGAUGUAUAUACAGAGGACUUGGCUAUAGAAAAAAAUGGUUAUACUGGGGGCCUUUUUACCUGUUAUUUAAACAUAAGAAGGUAUAAAUGUUGUGAAAUUAUGUAAAUUGAAACUGUUUAUAAAUUUGAUCACUGAACAGAGGACCAGGUUGUCUGCUGCUGUGCCAUU